AUGAAUGACAUAAGCAGUCAAGAAAUCAAACCUGAGACCAUAAAAUUAGCAUCAACACCUUUCUCAUCUGAAUAUCUACCUUCUUCCUGUGAACAUCUUCCAUCUUUUAUAAAAACAAACACAUCUCAUCGUGAAUUUUAUAUUACAAGCCCAAAGUCCCGUGAAUUGACAAUUUUUCACUGGUUCUCCUUAACAUUUUCAAAUAUCAACGUAUCAUGGGAGACUAUUUCUCAAGAUCUCUGUCCUUAUCCACCAGAACUUUAUACUUUUUUCCAACGGAUAUUUGAAAAAUUUGCUCGUAAAAGUGUUCCUGGUCUGACUGAAUGGCCUAAAGGCUAUGCACCAUGUUGGCUUUGGUCCAAGAAUGAUGAAUGGGGGACUUGUGCUAAUGGUGCAAAGUAUCGCCUAACUACUAAUUACACUCAAUGGCGAGAUGUUGACAUAAUAUAUUUUGACUAUCCAUUCUUUUUAAAGAUAGAUGAACCUCCCUAUUAUGAUAUGAAACAAAUGCCCCCUCACAAAGCUGGACAAGUUUGGUGGUUUCGGUUCUCAGAUGAAGGAUUAGGUUAUUAUUGGUUCGUUGGUCUUGGGAAUUUUCUUAAUUUGUUCGAUAUGACCAUGGGUUCUCCUGCUGAUUUCUUUGACAUCUUCCAACCGGCAUAUGGAAUAUAUAAAGGUCAUAUUCCCAAAUUUUAUGAAUCUCAUAUAACAUUUAAUGAAAAAAAAAAUGAUGUUUUAAUUUCCUGGAUGGUUGGGAAUUGUGAUCCUGUGAAUAAUCGUAGUGAUUAUGCUUAUGAACUAAUGCAGCAUAUAACAGUUGACUCAUUUGGAUAUUGUCUCCAUAAUAAAGAAUUACCAGAUCAAAUUCGUGAGAAAUAUGGUAUUAAAAAAAAUGGUGAUACUGCAUAUUAUUCAACCAAUAUGUAUGAUGUAAAAAUAGAUGUUCUCUCUCCAUAUAAAUUUCAUCUUGCUUUCGAAAAUUCAAAUUGUAAAGGUUAUGUCACUGAAAAAGUUUAUGAUUCUUUCUUAGGUGAUUCUAUCCCUAUUUAUAUGGGUGCACCUGAUAUUGAUGAUUAUGUUCCUCCACAUUCAAUUAUAAAAGUUACUGAUUUUGAAAAUGUUGAAGACCUCGUUAAAUACAUUUAUAAGGUAGCAAAUAAUCAAACAUUAUAUGAGAGUUAUUUCGAGUGGAAAAAAGAUAAGACUUAUGAGAAUUUCUGUAAGCUUUGUCGUCAGACUGAAGAACAAACAAUUUGUAGGUUCUUUGAUAGGGCUUUAUGGGUCUGA
Dentiscutata erythropus is the source of this 1287-nucleotide messenger RNA. Lineage: Eukaryota; Fungi; Glomeromycota; Glomeromycetes; Diversisporales; Gigasporaceae. The record is from the annotation of a GenBank genome assembly.